Dentiscutata erythropus is the source of this 1320-nucleotide messenger RNA. Lineage: Eukaryota; Fungi; Glomeromycota; Glomeromycetes; Diversisporales; Gigasporaceae. The record is from the annotation of a GenBank genome assembly.
AUGGAUCCUAAAAAUUUGGCAUUUGCUCUUGGAUAUACUAAAUGUUUAUUAAAAUUGUCUAAAUUUACCCAGAUUAUUGAACUUUCUAAUGUGAUUCCUUUCUUAGCAUCGUCAUCAGAAUGUUGGCGUUUUCUUAGUAUUGCUUAUUAUAAGCGAGCUGACUACAAAAUGGCUAAUGGAUGCUGUAUCGAGGCGUUGAGACUAGAUUCAGAAAAUAAAUUAGCUGACAAGCAAAGAAAAUAUCUCAAAAAACUAGGAAAAGGAAAUCUAAAUGACCGUCUUACUAUUCGUUAUGAAAAAAAGGUCAUAGAUUACGAACCGGAUUACUUCAAAAAUUCUAAAAGUAAUGAGAAUCUUGUUUACAAUAUCCUUUCGAUUGAUGGCGGAGGUAUUCGUGACAUACUACCUGCAUUAUGGCUCAGCGAAAUAGAAUAUCGUACACACAGGCCUAUUUCUCAUUUGUUCAAUAUGAUAGCUGGAACAUCUACUGGUGGUAUCAUUGCUGCUGGACUAUCGGCCCCGGUAUUGCACGAUAAAAGUUAUUCAAAUAUACAACCAGUAUUUUCUGCUUCAGAAUUAUUAGAUUUUUACCGAAAUCAUGCGAUGAAAUUGUUUACUGUUGACGAAAAUCAGAAUUACUUCACUUCUUUCCUUUCAUCAACCAAGUAUAAAUAUACAAACAGUGGUCGUUCUGCCCUGUUUAAAGAACGUUUUAACAAAACAAAAUUGCACCAAUCACUCACCGAAUUGGUCAUCCCUGCAACGAAUGAAGUAACACCAUAUUUAUUUACACGUUACGAUGCUUGUAAUGAUGAAUUAAAAAAUGAUAGUUUUGUUGAUACUUUAAUGGCCACGACAGCUACACCCACUUUUUUCCCACCCUACGAGAUAAAGAAUAAAGGUGUUUUCCUUGACGGAGGUGUACAUAUUAAUAAUCCAGCAAUGACAGCUUACCAUGAAGCUAUUCGAUAUAACGUAGAUAUCAAAAAAGUUUUUAUGCUUUCUUUAGGUACUGGGAGUUAUAUACCAAACCCUUCGAAGCCCGAUCUUUAUAGGGAAAAGCUUUUUUGGUCACAAAAUAGUUAUAAAAUAUCCGAGGAUGAAAAUGAAAUUGAUCGUCAAAUGUAUCAUUUGUUGGGAAAUUGUUAUCAGCGAUGGCAGGUCUGGCUUGAAGAACCGAUAGGAUUAGACUAUUGUAAAAUGAUUCCACAUCUCUUAGAGAUAGGUAAUCAGUAUUUGGAGGAGUUGGAUUACUCUGAUGAAAAUCCCAUUAAUAAGUUAGUAGAAUCUUUUGAAAAUAAGAAUUUUUUACUGUACUAG